AUGGCGCUGUCCUCCCUUCACGCGGGCACCGGCCUGCGUAGCCACGCCAUCAUGCCACUGCCGACUCCGUCUCUCCACAACCCGCACGUGACUGCGACGUAUGUCGGCCUUCGCCGCAUCCCACUUGCUGAGCGACACGGCGUCGCGCCCGCGCGCGCCAGCGCGUCUCGCCAGCCAGCGUCUUCACGACCGGUGCGAGCAAGCGGAAGCAGCGAGGAGCGCGGGCGAGACGGCACGUGGCUGAUGCGAGGGGCAGCCGCUGCGGGGUUGGCGUGCGUGCUGGCGCUGAGCGACCCGUUCAGCGGCAGCGGCGGCAUGGCGCUCGCGGCGGACACGCUCAAGACGUGCACGUGCCUGCUGGGCCAGUGCAGAACGGAGCUGCUGCAGUGUCUGGGCGACGUGAAGUGCGCGGCGAACAUCGCGUGCCUGCAGUCGUGCAACGGCCGGCCGGACGAGACGGAGUGCCAGAUCGGGUGCGGAGACCUGUUCGAGAACCAGGUCGUUGACCGCUUCAACGCGUGCGCCAUCACCAAGUCCGGCUGCGUCCCGCAAAAGGAGGACGAGAACCUCUUCCCGCUCCCGCCCGCCGAAGCGCUCGUGGCGGAGUUCGACGUGGGGAAGCUGGACGGGGUGUGGUUCAUCACGAGCGGGCUGAACCCCACGUUCGACACGUACGACUGCCAGCUGCACACGUUCCAGCCCACGGGUGAGGGGCAGUUCCGCGUGGACAUCACGUGGCGCAUCAACACGCCCGACGGCGGGUUCUUCACGCGCUCCGCGCUGCAGGACUUCGUGCAGGACCCCGCGCAGCCCGGCGUGCUGCUGAACCAUGAUAACGAGUUCCUGCACUACCAGGACGACUGGUUCAUCAUCUCGUCGAACGUAAGUGACACCAAGGACGACUACUUCUUUGUCUACUACCGCGGCAGCAACGACGCCUGGGACGGGUAUGGUGGGGCGGUGCUGUACACUCGCAGCCGCACCAUCCCGCCACGCAUUAUCCCAGAGCUGGAGCGAUCUGCACAGUCCGUGGGGCUCAACUUUGCAGACUUCGUCACCACAGAUAACACGUGCCCUGCCGAGCAGCCCCUAUUUGCUCGGCUGGAGAAGAAGGUGGAGGCGGUGGAGAGGGCAUUGGUGGCUGACGUGUUGCAGUUUGAAGAGAAGGUGGUGCAGGCAGAGAAGGCAGUGGUGGCGGAGGUGAUACAGCUGGAGGAGAAGGUGGUGGAAGCAGGCAAGGAUGAAUUGAAGCUCUUUGAGGGCCUCAGAAGAGGGUUUGCUGAGCUUUUUAAGGAUGAGCAGAACUUUGUGAAGGGGCUGAGGAAGGAAGACAGGGAGGUGUUGGAGCAGAUGGAGGCGAUGCAAAUGGGAGACCCUGAAGACUUGGAGGACCUGUUCAGCAAUCCGUUGCCGCUGCGUAAAAUCAGGCCCAGGUCUUAG
This is a messenger RNA of Closterium sp. Naga37s-1, 1440 nucleotides long. NCBI's taxonomy places the organism in Eukaryota, Viridiplantae, Streptophyta, Zygnematophyceae, Desmidiales, Closteriaceae. The record is from the annotation of a GenBank genome assembly.